Pseudophryne corroboree (corroboree frog) is the source of this 3494-nucleotide messenger RNA. Its product is annotated as zinc finger protein 436-like. The transcript has 12 exons. Lineage: Eukaryota; Metazoa; Chordata; Amphibia; Anura; Myobatrachidae. The record is from RefSeq and is a predicted model, not a curated record. Gene Ontology annotation, biological process: regulation of transcription by RNA polymerase II. Gene Ontology annotation, cellular component: nucleoplasm. Gene Ontology annotation, molecular function: RNA polymerase II cis-regulatory region sequence-specific DNA binding; DNA-binding transcription repressor activity, RNA polymerase II-specific. Bases 113 to 1675 code for a protein of 520 amino acids.
GAUACUAGCCCGGCACCUCCUUCUUCAGCGCUGCCACAGGCUCCGGAGCUCCCGUUGCACUGCCGGGUGACAAGGCCGUCUACACCGCGGAGACGUCACCUGAAGACCAGACAUGGAGGUCCAGUUCCUGGAACAUAUCCGGCACUCGUUACUGAUUGACAAAAACAAAGACCUGAUCAUAGACAAGCUGCUGAGUCUCACCAUGGAGAUUAUCUGUCUGCUGACUAGAGAGGAUUUCAUUGUUGUGAGAAAGUCGGGUGACCAGGUGACAGACAUCAGCGGCCCCCCUGUGUCAGACAGAAGCAGCGGCACCCAGAGCCCAAACCCGGAGGCUCCGCCUCAUGCACCAACAGGAGAGAGGAACCGUGACAGGAAUAUCCAGCCACCUACUGAGGUAUAUCACAGAGAGACAGGAAAGGUGCCUGGAAAGUGUAACAAUAUGGAGGUCUCAUUCUCGGUGACAGAGUGGGACUAUUCAGACGAACACAGGGACAUUGUAAUGGACCCUCCGCAGCUGCCUGACUCAGAGGGUGAGUGUAGCUCUAGAAGCCCCCCAGGACGAUGUGAGACCCCUCUGUACUCUGGGGAGUAUAUAAAGGAAGAGAACCGGAUUGUCAUAGAGGAUUAUCAGGAUGAGCCGGAACACAGAAUGUAUCACCCGCAGUGUAAGGAAGAGGAGUAUAUCCAUGAUCCCACCAGCUCCGGUGGAUGCAGCUCUAGAAAUGCCGCAGACCCCUGUGAGACCUCUCUGUACUCUCCAGGCUCUAUAGAGGAAGAGAACAGGACUGUGACACAGGAAUAUCAGGAUGAGCCGGGACACGUGAUAUAUCACCGGCAGUGUAAGGAAGAGGCCAUUCCUGCUGAGAUCAGCCCAGGUGGGUGUAACCCUACACACCCCGCAGACCCAUGUGACACCCCUCUCUAUACUCCGGGGUGUAUGGGAGAAGAGAACAGGAUGAUCAGCCAGGAUUAUCAGGCUGUGCCAGGAGACGGGAUGUGUUACCAGCAAUGUAAAGAAGAGGACGUUCCUGCUGAGAUCAGAUCAGGAACUGAGGCCGGUGUAGAGCUGGAUGCUGGUGAUCAUCGGGGGCUGCAGGAAUUCCUCCCAGAGUCCAGUGCAGGUCCGCACGCCUCCUCACACUAUCCUGAGAAGACGCAUCAGUGCUCGGAGUGUCAGCAAUGUUUCCCUAAUCAUUCAGCCCUCGUCACCCAUCAGCAAUCGCAUAGCGCCAGUAAUCUGUAUAGAUGCUCGGUUUGCAGAAUGCGUUUCAGCUCCAAAAUGGCUCUUACCUCCCACCAGCGAUGUCACACCGAGGACAGGUUGUUUCACUGCUCUUACUGUGGGAAAUCCUUUCAUCAGAGGUCACGUCUCCUGUCACAUAAGAGGACUCACACCGGAGAGAGGCCAUUUUCAUGCCCAGUUUGCGGCAGAUGUUUUGCGGAGAGAUCUGCUCUAGUUACACAUCAGAGGAUUCACUCUGGCGAGAAACCUUUUAAGUGCGCAGAGUGUGGCAAACGUUUUGUCCAGAGAUCCAGCCUUGUCAAGCAUCAGCGCACUCACACCGGGGAGAGGCCAUUUGUGUGUUAUCAGUGCGGCCGCUGCUUUUCCCAGAGCUCAAAUCUUGUUCGACACCAGAGAAUUCAUACGGGGGAAAAUCUUUUGUGUUCUAGGUGAAUAAGCCUUGGGAUACAUCAUGGGACUGGUUUACGCAUCACAAACAUUGUUGUCUGACGUUGCUACUUUUGUCUGCCAAGUGAAUUUUAAUCUGCAUGCCAACUAUCUGGUCUUGGGACUUGCGCAUGCUAAAGGGACUGCAUCCAGUUACAAAUACAUCUAAAAUGCGAAUUGCUGAAAAGAUCACUUUAGGAGCUUGGUUAUCGAUCAUUUAAACCAUUAAUUUAUUUUUCUCUUAAUAUAAUGUUAGGCUACUCUUGCAUUACUUAUAAAAGUGCGAUAUUGAUGCUGUCUUGUUCCAUAUAAUCCUUUUGUGUGUUUCAAUGGGUUGGGUAUGGGUUACCGGUAGUUAGGAUCCUAGCGGUCAGAAUACAACAAUGGCAUCCCAACUCCCCAACUCUUGCGUCCUGCCAACCACAGACUAACCCUAAUAGGCCCUACACACUCGGCGAUGUUCCGCCGAGCUGCCCGACCACCGAUACGGGCGACCCGGCGGUGUGGGGGCAGUGACGGGGGGAGUGAAGUUUCUUCACUCCCCCCGUCACCCGGCUCCGUAGACUUGCAGGCAAAUAUGGACGAUCUCGUCCAUAUUGGCCUGCAUGCACAGCCGACAUGGCACCAGCGAUGAACGAGCGCGGGGACGUGCAUCGUUCAUCGCUGGUGACUCCAUACUGCACGAUAUGAACGGUAUCUCGUUCAUUAAUGAACGAGAUCGUUCAUAUCGUGCAGUGAUAUCGGCAUGUGUGUAGGGCCCUUAAGACUAGUCCUACAUCUAAACAUUGAUUGUCCAAUCUGGCUGGUUGGAAUAAAAAUGUGGUGAUGUAUGGGAGCAAAGGACAAUUGACCAUUUGCUCUGAAAUGCUGGAAAUUGGAAAAUGGUCGUUCAUACAAAUUGUGUAAAUCAAAUAGAUUUAACCAAUUUGUCUGAUUAACCACAUUUUGUUUGCUUUUCAGUGUUUGGAAGCUUUGUCAUUUGCUUUGAUACAUUACCAGAUUUUCGUUCCAACCAGCCAGACUGGACAAUCAAUCUUUAGAUGUAUGGACAGCUUCACCCUCCCACCUGCAGCCUUUCUGUAACCUCUCUCAGCCCCUGGAGCCUAACCCUAUCUUCCCACCCCACUUCCUAUCCCUAACCCUUCCCGACAAACAUGUUCAGGAAUCCAGCGUUGGCAUUCUCACACAUGUCGGGAUUCCAGCACCGGUACUCUGACCCCUGGGAUCCAGUCCGUGGGGAUGCCAACUACGUUCCGUUUGAAUGUUAUUAAUCCAUUGGUUGAAGGGCAUCUAAAAUGGGGGUUUUCCAAAAUUGCAAGUUGAAAGUGCACCUGUUCCGAUUAUAGGAUAACGCCCAAUCUCCACCAUUUUCGAGGAGGUACAAAAAUUAAGUCUUUUGAGAGGAAAUCGGCAUCUCUCCUUCCUAUACCGCAGGGAAUUUCAAGUUAUUGGUCUCUUCCUUCCCUUUUAACGCAUUCAAAUAAUCCAGUCCAGCCAAAGGAGAUCUUUCUUUUUCAUGGGGGUGCAGAGCAAGCGCACUGAUACUCUCAAUCUGCAGUAGUCCACCCACCUAACCUCCUCCUUCCCCAGUCUACCAAACUCUGCUGUCAGGUGUCUGAGCACUACUACUCCAUCUGGGCUCUCAAAUCCAUAACCUACAAGUAAAAAACCCCAAACUUCUAUAACUUGCGACAGUAGUAGAGUACAUUGACAGAACAUUGACACUUGUACGUUUGUAAGCAAGCUUUCAUAGGCUGUGCAACAUUACAUCUAAUUCUGCUAAUGAGUGGAUGCAUUUAGUUAAUAAAAAUAAACUCUUAUGAUG